Molecule: messenger RNA, 10661 nt
Organism: Xyrauchen texanus (razorback sucker)
Lineage: Eukaryota; Metazoa; Chordata; Actinopteri; Cypriniformes; Catostomidae
Gene: dot1l
Product: DOT1-like histone H3K79 methyltransferase
Exons: 29
Coding region: 223-4887 (1554 amino acids)
Biological process (GO): regulation of transcription regulatory region DNA binding; DNA damage checkpoint signaling; DNA repair
Cellular component (GO): nucleus
Molecular function (GO): histone H3K79 methyltransferase activity
Source: RefSeq, a predicted model, not a curated record
AUGGCGGCGGUCCUGGCGGAGCGGAGCAGCCGCUCGGCUUAAUCGAUCAUUUUGUCUAAAUCACCGGGACAGAUCUGAUCGAAAUCGACCAAAUAUUUACGAUCUUUCCUAACCUCCCAUAGGAUAUCUUCCGUUAGAUCCUACCACAUUACACCUGGUGAUUUUUAACGGAAAAUGCUUCUACUCUAGUUUGUGUCUCGUUCAUUAACUGCACUCGGGAGAAUGGGAGAGAAGCUGGAGUUAAAGCUGAAGUCGCCGGUCGGAGCCGAAGCUGCAGGCUACCCGUGGCCUUUACCUGUAUAUGAUAAACACCAUGAUGCUGCACACGAAAUCAUUGAAACCAUUCGCUGGGUAUGUGAGGAGAUCCCAGAUCUUAAGCUGGCCAUGGAGAACUACGUACUUAUUGACUACGACACCAAGAGCUUUGAAAGUAUGCAGAGACUUUGUGACAAGUACAACAGAGCCAUUGACAGCAUUCACCAACUGUGGAAAGGGACCACCCAACCCAUGAAACUCAACAAGCGGCCUUCCAACGGCCUGCUGCGACAUAUCCUACAGCAGGUCUACAAUCACUCUGUUACUGACCCCGAGAAACUCAACAACUACGAACCCUUUUCUCCUGAGGUGUAUGGAGAGACGUCAUUCGACCUGGUGGCCCAGAUUAUUGAUGAAAUGGAGAUGAUGGAAGAAGACACCUUUGUGGAUCUGGGCAGUGGUGUUGGUCAAGUAGUCCUACAGGUGGCCGCAGCCACCAACUGUAAACACUACUAUGGUGUUGAGAAAGCAGACAUUCCAGCAACCUAUGCAGAGUCAAUGGACAAAGAGUUUAAAAGGUGGAUGAAGUGGUAUGGCAAAAAGCACGGCGAAUACACGCUGGAAAAGGGAGAUUUCCUCUCAGAAGAAUGGAAGGAACGAAUAGCCAACACAAGUGUUAUUUUUGUGAAUAACUUUGCCUUUGGUCCUGAGGUGGACCACCAGCUGAAGGAGCGAUUUGCUAACAUGAAGGAAGGUGGAAAAAUUGUAUCCUCAAAACCCUUUGCACCUCUUAACUUCCGAAUAAACAGUCGAAACUUGAGUGAUAUUGGCACAAUAAUGAGAGUUGUUGAGCUGUCGCCUUUAAGAGGAUCAGUGUCAUGGACGGGGAAGCCAGUGUCCUACUAUCUGCAUACAAUAGACCGCACCAUACUUGAAAACUAUUUUUCUAGUCUCAAAAAUCCUAAACUCAGGGAGGAGCAAGAGGCGUCCAGAAGACGUCUGCAGAAGGAUAGUAAGGAGAACAAGAGCAACACCACCACCCCAACCAAACCCAAGGAGCAAAAGCAGCCACAGAACGAAUCAGGUGGUGAAGAGGAGUGCCUCAACUCCAUUGCUCCCGUGAAGCCGUCGCCCAAACCCCGCCGUGCUAAAUUGCUAUCCAGGGGCCGCAAGAUGGGCAGCAGGAAGCGUGGGCGACCCAAAAAGGCGGCUGCUGCCACUGCAGCAGAACGCAAGAACAAGCAGAGCCAGAGUGCCCUGGAUCUGCUGCACGCCAAGACCCUUUUAGCGGCGCCCCCUCAGGAUGUAUACAGGUCACCUCAGAGUCCAUUCUAUCCGCUACCUCCCAAAGUGGAACAUUAUACAUCAAGCCAGCUUCUCCUGGGCCCGACUCCACCAGGUCUGCAGACUUUGCUUGAUAACAUAAAAGUCCAAUACCUGCAGUUCAUGGCCUACAUUAAAACGCCGCAAUACCAAACAAACCUGCAGCAAGCUCUUGAGCAGGAGAAGAUUAGACACACAGAACUGUCAGGUCAAGCCCAACAGCUGCUCAGCGCCUGUCACACACACAAAGAGAGGAUCAGAGACCUGUUCCAGUUUAAAUUGGAGGAGCUGGGUGUGAAGGCGGUGACAGCAGAGGAUCUGGUGCAAGCUCAGAAGGAGAUCACAUCCCACAACAUGCAGCUGAGAGAGCAAACCAAACAACUGGAGAGAGACAUGGCUGAACUUCGCGAUCAGAGUCUGGUGCUGUUGAAGGCUCGAUGCGAGGAGCUUAAGCUUGACUGGGGAUCUUUAUGUUUGGAAACUCUGUUGAAAGAGAAAGCGGCUCUGCGAAAACAAAUUUCUGAGAAACAGCGCCACUGUCUGGAGCUUCAGAUUAGUAUUGUGGAGCUUGAGAAGAGCCAAAGACAACAAGAACUGCUGCAGCUCAAGUCAUCAUACAGCCCAUGUGAGGUCUCCCCCUACCGAAAAGCCCUGCCUGGCCCAGAGCACCGCCCCACACUGGACCAUUACACCCCUAAAGUCACCCCACAACCCUCUGCAGGACUCAAUGGCCUUAGCCCUGAGCUGUCCAUGAACGGCACUGCCUCGCCCGGCUACGAGAGAUGUGGUGGUGCUGGAAUAGGAAAAAAUGAGCUUCUGAUCCGCUACUUGCCCAUUUCACCCGACCACGAGAUCGUGCCACCCACCCCGGACUCCAGAACCAGGCAGCUAGGGCAGCCCUUACCCGACUACACCCGCUUUUCACCAGCCAAGAUCGCCCUCCGCAGGCACCUCAACCAAGAUUCUGCUGCCAAUCAUUUUAGAGCCCUGGGGAACAUCCACCGGGGGGACAUUGGUGUGGUAUCGUCACCAACUCUGGGAUUAAAACAGGCUUGCCCUUCACCACACUUAUCUGAUAUUCAACAGACCACCACCCUCAAGAGCACAGAUAGGGCAGAUAAGGAGAAGAGUACGGCUGCUCCAGGUGACACUAUAACCAGUCUGCCAAUCAGCAUCCCCCUUAGCACUGUGCAUCCCUGCAAACUUCCUGUCAGCAUCCCGCUGGCCAGUGUGGUGCUACCCAACCGCGCAGAGAGACUGAUGAACACUCCUAGUCCAGUGUCAAAUCGUGAACCAUCAGUAGGACAGACCAAUGGCAAACCACCUCUCACGCCUACCUCAGGGUACUCCUCCAGCUCAGGGUUGGUGAACGGCUGCCACUCUGCUAUGCUGACGGAAGAACAAGACUGCAACGCCACCUCCCCUCCCCCUCACAGCACUCCCGUCAUGGGCCUUCAGCCUCGUGGCUCUGGCCUCAGUCCUCCCCUGGGCACCGGUGGUGUCCUCCAGUACGCCGAUGGUCCACCGAGACUCCCACCUGAGGGCGGUCACGAUCGUCAGGGCCCAGAGUCCGACCCGGAGCCCCUGGAUAGUGAGGCCCGCCGCCGUAUCUUUUUCUCUUCCUCCUCUUCUUCCUCUUCCUCCUCCUCCAAUGGAGGUUUCAGACUGAAUGGGUCAGGAAAGUUGGGCCAGCAUCACCACAGUAAGCAUCAUCAUCAUCACUCUCCAGCAUCACAUGGGCAAGAGGGACGCAAACGAGGCCGGCGGAAGCGCAGCUCUUCAGGGACAAUGCCCAACAGCGGCUCCACCAAGAGGAGGCCGUUUCCUGGGCUGGUCUGCCCCAGCCAUUCUUCUGGAUCUCCGCUUAAUAUCAAUUCUAUGGUGAACAAUAUUAACCAGCCUUUGGAGAUCUCUGCCAUCUCUUCUCCGGAGCAGACAGGCCGCAGCCCUGGUGGGCAAGAUCUGAAUCAGCCACCGGUGCUUAAAAGAGAGCGCCCCCUGGAGCUCAACAAUACAGGCCACUAUUCCUUCACUCCCAGUUCAGAUGAGGAGGGCAACAAUUUUGCCCCAGACACCUCCAAUUCAGCACGAAUUGAAAGGAAAAUUGCCACCAUGUCUUUUGACAAAGAUGGACCAAUCAGAGAUGUGGAAAGGGGCUCACAAGGGCGGAAAUCAGGUGCCAGCAGCGUGAGCAGUGAGGUCUCCUCUUCCUCUGGUGCUAGCAAAUGGAAAUCUACCUUCUCCCCCAUCUCUGACCCCAAACCCACCCCUUCAGACCUCCGUCAGGUUGAUUUGCCUUUCGGUGUGGGGGCUUCACGUGGGACUGGAGGGGGAACGGACUCCGACUCAGACCAGAAACAGCAGAGGAGAGGAGAACGGGAACGUGAUUCUUACGGGAACUCGAACCUCUUCCUCAGUCAGGAUGGUGGUGGUCGCUCAGUGGGAAACGUCUCGGAACGACCACCACAGAAACAGAAAGCGUGUGAGUGGGACCUGAAAUCUGUGAGUGGAUUGGCCAGCCAGAACCUCUUUAUAUCCGCAGCAGCCAGUGGAGGCAUCUUGAGUGGAAAGGUGGGCGGGGCAACCACAGUUUCCUCGGCCACCUCUUUGGGACAGUACUUCCCCUUGGGUGGGGCAUCGGUCCUGCAGUCCUUAUUUGGAGCUCAGGCACCCGGACCAGUGUCCAGCGGAGCCCCGCGAUUGGUCAAUGGACAUUCAGGGCUGGGCAGCUAUUCCAGCGUGGGAUUGGCAGGGGGCACUGCAGGAGGGAUUUUUCACCACUUUGUGCCUUCAGUCUCCUCUCAGCAGUCUGGGGGCAAUCUCCCAGGCCCUGGGGCCCUCAGUUCCCAGCAGCAGAGACAUCUGGACACUAACCCUAAACCCGGGGCCUCGUUUGUGCCUUCGGGCCCCUCCCAGCACAGCCGCACACUGACAGUCCUGCACGCUCCCUCCCUGCCCACCCACACCCUCCCCCCUCCUCUACUCAAUGCUGCCUCCUCCACCCCUCCCCAAUCCUCCUCCCCACGUUCUGAGCGCUACCAGUCCUCGAGGACACAGUCCUCCCUUCCCACAUCCACCAUCGCCACCUCCUCCCAGUCACAGGCUGCCGCUUCUGCAACCGCUGCUUCAGUCACCACCACCUCUGCAUCCUUGUGGCCCUUUACAGUGCAUUAUCCCACACACUUGCCGCCUCCACAUCCCUCCAGCAGUGCUGGAUCAGGUGGGGGUGGGGCUUUGAGCUCCUGGAGGACUCUGGGUCUGCCGGCAUCUUAUACUGCCUCCCAGAUCCCCAGCAAUCGCCCCAGAUAGGACAAGGGUGGGUGUAAGUGGGAGGGGGGGUGGAGGGGUUGAUGUGGGGAUACUGAAAUGGGAAGAGACUAUUACUGGAUGGAUACAGGGAAGCUACUGCAUUCUACUUGCUGUAUUAUUAUCAAUCUGAACAAGGUAACUGAAGAAAUCUACCUCAACCCAACAUUACCUAUGCAAUGGACAGGUGUGGACCAAUGGGUUUAAACUCUCUCACCGGUGCUCAAACAUUUGCUAAAGCCGCUACUGUUAAACUGGCAUGGGUAUCAGAAUAUUACCACAGGUGCAGCUUAUAAAAUACACACACAAACACUUACUCAUGAAUGCCCCCUCAAUCAUAUUCAGAUUUACAGAUUUUGCCGCUAUGUUUUUGGUGUGUUUUAAGUUGACACCAUGAUGGAAUGAUGCUAACAGUCAUGAUUUAUUGUUAAUUGUGUGUUUAGCAUGGCCUUAAUGAUGGGUAGUUAACAUGAAGUAAAUUGUUUUUGAAGAAAUGAAAUUAAAAUUUGCUGUGGAUCCACAGUGGAAGAAGCUCUAAGUGACUUAGAAGUGUUGUUCAAGCCAUUAUGGGCCAUGCACACAAAAAACGACUAGUGAAUCUUCAUAACCUUGCUGCUGUCAAUAGAAAGAAAUGUGGCUUUUAUGAUUGAUAGCUCCUAAUUGUUUGGACUUUUUUAAAGCCCUGACUCUAGAGCCUGAUCCAGUUGUCGAAUAUCCAUGUAGGGAUCUUACACUUACAGCCUGAGCUUGUGCUAAAGAGUCACAAAAUACUAGAAAGUCUCUGGGGUUACACAUUUGAUACUUCUAGUCACAUUUUCAACAAUAAAUCUGUUUAAUAGAAUAAUAGUCAUUCUGGAAUUGGUGCAUUUUAAAGGGUUCACCGAAAAAUGAAAAUGUAGCAUUGUUUUACUCACCUCUGUGUCAUUUCAAAAUGAUAAUUUACUUUCUUCAGUGGAACACAAAAGAUGUUUUAAAGAAUAUUCGACUGCUUUUUUCCAGUCAGCAAAAGUGUAUGGUCACACAAAGCUAUCGUAUGGCUUCUGAAUACUAUGAAUGUUUGCAUAAGUCUUAUGGACUGUAAUUAUAUUUACUGGUGCUUUUUGUGUCAUUUUAGGAGCUCCACAGUUCCAAUUCACUUUCAUUAUUUGAAGGAAGAAAAAAAAAAAGAACAACAUUUCUCCUUUUGUGUUCCACGUAAAAAAGACUUACAGGUUUGAAACAAGGGUGAAUAAAUAAGGAAAAAAAUUAAUUUUGGGGGUUGAACUCCCCCAAAACAGUUUUAACAGUGCUCCAUAGGAAGUUUUUAUUUAUUUAUUUUGUAUUUUGAGGUGAAAUAUGUUGGUAACCCAGAGCUCAAUUUACUUUACACUGGAAAAGUUACCUGUGGAGCUAUCAAUGGCAUACAUAACCACAUAUGCCGUUUUUAAGGCUUAAAAUAUGCAAGUUUUGUUUAUCAAAGGGAAUAAUGUUAGUUUUUUUUACACGCAUAUAAAUUCUGUGAAAUCCUAAAAGCUCGAACAAGGACGAAACAGACACAUGUGCAUCUGCCCAGGAAUACAUGACGAUGAAACAACAUUUUGCAGGGAGAAAAUAAUUUAGAGCCACAGAGUGAGCAAGUACCUGUAAGAAACUAUUAAAUUAGUAACUUUUAAACUGCCUGAUCUUAAUCACUACAUUAACCGCAACUUUAGGUGUUUUGGUUCGGUUAAGAGCGAUUAAUACUCAAGUUUCCAUAUUGUUAACAGUUACUGCUAACGCACAUAUUUUGUUCAAUUGUGGCAGUGUCUUACACGGUACAGGCAUAUUCAGGUGAAUUGUUAUGCUGAACCAUUUUCCCCUCGCAUGUUUCACAAACAACACGUUUUCUUUGGGAUUUUCAAGUCCACUAGUUUAUACUAAUUUUCACUUUGGUGCUUUCCGCAACCUGGAAAAGCCAGCACACGUGUACACACACACACACACACACACACACACACUGAUAAAAAGACACUGGGAAAUGCAGAAUAAAUAUGAAAACAAUGAAAGAAAAAACUACUGGGCAACUUUAACUCAUCUUUGUUUUAUGUUUGAUGCCUUUGUGUAUUUUUUUUUUGUUUUUUUUUUUGUGUGUACUGUGAAUGGUAGUGUCUUUCAGACUGUAUAAUUGUACAUAAUUUGGUAUAUUUAUCAUUUUAAAUAUCUGUCAUUGUUUUGUUUUGUAUCGGAGCGGAGCACAACAUGUGCAAAAUGUGUGUACUUGACUCACAGUCUGAACGAUAUGGUGCUACAAUCUGUACAACUUUAGACUGUGCUUAUUUAUAUUAAGAACAUCAACACAAAAGAAAAUCAAUAAAGAUUCUUGGUGCUUCUUUUAAACAGGGAUGAUUUCAAGCCUUCCGGCAUUUCUUUUUCCAAUAUUUGCAAGCAUAUUAUUUGGCACCCAGCAUAAAGGAGUCCCUGCUUGUUUGGAUAGUGCCAAUUUUGUAUAGGCAAAACAACUUUGGUCUUAAUAUAACAGACUUAUAGAAGAAUGGAAUUUCACCACACAUUGCAGAACUUUAUAGGAGGUUGAUAAAAUAUUUUUUUUAAAUGAAAUGUUUACUUCAGUGGUGCUCGCAUUCGAUCUUGACCUGUAAUGCUUAGAGCUACUAUAAUGGCACACCUCGACUGUUUUAGCCUGUAUAAAGUGGUAAACGUGUGCCAAUGGCGUUGAGUUUAUUUCUUCUUAACUUUAAUUGUUAUAAAAAUGAAAAUGUGUGCUAAGCCUAUUUGCCUACUUUGGCUUGGUGCUGUCACUUAAGCUCUGAAAUCUUCGUUUCUUACAAUGUAAUAAACACAUCUACAUCUUACUAAAAUUGGUGCUGUUGUUCACACAAAUGUCUAACAUGCCAGUGCGCCCAUACCAAAAUCUACAAUCCACUAUCAAAGCCUGUCCUAGAGAGCAUUGUGUAACCUAGAGUUUGAGCCUGUUGCAUAUUGUGAUGAAGUGAAGUUGUUCUGAUGUGACUUCUCUUUAGAGAUGUGGCUAGUUUUCCAUCGGUGGUUAGUAAUAGUGGUCGACCGUUAUGGGUUUUUUAAAUGAGCAGUACUAAUUAUGAGAGAUCUGGCUGCCAAUAUAUGCUAUAAUUCUGAUAUAUGCAUAAUACAAUUUAAUGAUCACAAUUGCCUCAAUGAAACAAACUUUUUGAAACAAAUUUUGCAAAUUUAUGCAAAAUUCCCUGGAAAAAUAGUGAGAACAUUUAUCCAUUGACAAGGCUGUUUUGUCUUUGGCUAUUUUGAAAUUGACACUAGUGGUCAAGUGAUAUAUCGGCGAAGCCGAUAAAUCGGCCGAUAUUCUGACUUCCGAUAAAUUCUCCUGUUUGGACGAUUUUUUUCUUGAGGGUGCCGAAAAUCGCCUGCUUGCAUGUGAAGCAACUGAGACAUAUAAACGACCAGUAAAAUUUUGUUUUGUUGUUACAUGCCAUCAUGUUACUACAAUAAUAGACCGUGUGCAGCAUAGUGUAAUUUCAACGGUCCGCAUCUGCAAAUAUGAACAUAUCUGAUUUAAACAGAUGUAAUAAACCAACCUCACACAACUUCAGCAGAUCCUGCAAACUGGAGUGCUCAUUUAUUUACCUCUAAAGCAAGUAUUCUAACAGCCAUUUCUCUGCAGUUCCCUGUCACCUUUAACUUUCUUAUUAUAUACCUUUAUUAUAUUAUAUACCAAAUAUGCACAUAUCUCGUUUAAACGGAUGUAAUUCACAAACCUCAUGUCUUAUUUACUAUCACUGUAUGUACAAUUGGUUUGAUUUGGUAUUUUUUUUAGUAAAUGCGAUUGCUAAUGUGGCCAUGCAUCCAUGUUUGCUGGACUACUGUGUGUACUGUUAUUUCCUUAUCCUAAUAUAUUAACAAUUUCUUCAUGCACAAAUACAUUUUAUAACUAAACUGAAAUGAGCAGAAACUGCUAUCUACCAUUUUAAAGUACAAUAUUAUUUUUUUAGAUUCUUUUUUCAAAGUUUUGUGUAAAAUGUAGUUAAUAUAGUGCUAAAUAAGAGUUUACAGUUUUUUUUAGCAAUUUUAUGUUUGUUAUUUACUAUAUUAAAUGAUUUGAUAUAUCAGCAUUGUAUCGGCCACUCUGCUCUCUGAAUUCGGCAUCGGGCAUUAAAAAAAAAAUAAACCCAUAUCGGUUGUCCACUAAUUGACACUUGUGGUAAUUAGCCUAAAAUGUCCAAAUAUCCUGUCUGGCAUAUCGUUCUAUCACUGGCUAGUACUCCGAUGUCAAAAUGGUAAUUGGCUUGCGAUAUUGCCAGCUUGAAGACAAAGUGGAAUUCCUUAGUCCUUUUUCUUCAUAGUGUUAUUUUUGCUCAAAUAUGUGCUCAUGGAAAAUCAACCUAAUCUAAGCUUUACAGUCAGAAUGCUGUUUAAUAGACAACGCUGUAUAAUGAAAUAAAAACACAUUGUGUAAUUUCUGUCUAAGUAAAGAUGAUCGAGGACAUUGACCAGUAAAUGAGUCCAUUGUUACCAGCACUGAGGGUCUUUUUAUUUUAUUUUUUUAAAUUAGUAUAAUUAAUAGUCACUGUUAAUGUUUCCUUUUUGCUAAUUUGUGUUUUGAUAUCUUUGCGACUGUUUAUGAUUUUGUAAUCCUGACAGUUUGUAUACCCGUUUGAACAGUAAGGUGCUAUCCUUCACUUUAAAAAAGAAAAAUGCAGCUAAAAAAUUCAUGCACCUCGCAUCGCGCUAGCCAGAGGUAAACAUUUAAUAAACAUAAACGCAAGCUUUGCUUGUUAUACUUAUUGUAACGUCUCUUUCGAACUCUUGUCCAUCAUCCAGACAUCUCAUGUUGGAGUGGAAUAAAAUUAAGCUAUUCUUGAAAUUGAUUUUGAACUAUUUAAAAUGAAAACAAUUCAUAAUUCUUGCUGAUGUUGCAUUUUCUCAGGUAUAUGUACAAGGUUAGAUGUGCAUUGCAAAAGGCAACUCAAGUCCUUUGGCAUGUUUCAAUAGAUUAAUGAUUAUGUCCAAAUAUAAAUAUGUACAUUCAGAAUGGUUCUGUCUAAUAUCUCAGGAACAUAAGAGUUGCAUAUUGGAAGGGAAUGUUAAAAAAUAUUGUCUGUAUUCCUCUAGCUAACAUAUAUAAAUGAGAAUUGAUGGGAAUGCCCUAAGGAGUUUGCUUUACUGUGCAUUAUUUACCUGUGAUCGCAAUGUCCACUGAUAGUAUAGCCUAUUACUAUCUUUCAGUCACAAUGCUCCAAUCAAAGUCCAUCCUUUUUAAGUAAAAAAAAAAAAUGCUUAUAUUGCUCAAAGCCUUUAUAAUACUUGCAUUCCUAUUUUUUAGUGAAUCUCAAAUUAUAUUUUUUAGCUGUUUAGCAAAACCAUCAUAGGAUUAUUGUGCAAUAAUAGCAAACUCUUAAAGCUGCCAGAUUUGUGUAACUGUGUUUGGUGCUUUGAUCUCAUAAGAGUUCAAAUGACAGCCUAAAUGAGUUGAUUAAAGCUUUUAAAAUCCCAGCUUUCUGUUAAUGAAAUAAAGUGUUCCUAACGAAAAGCUCUAUUUGAUUCAUUUUUUCAUUGUUACUGUACUAUAAUGAAUAAAGAUUAUUGUCGGAGUGUGAAGGGGUGCUGUAAUGGUUCAACAGAGAACCACUUGAAAACCAAUUUAAAAAUGGUAGUAAUGUUCAAAUCUAAUGAACUUCAAUUGGCGCAAAACUUCACUGAGUCACUGAUACUAUUUGGAUAAUUCAAUUUGAAAGAAAUGUAAUGAGAUGUUAUUUUAAUAAUGAUCAUUGAGGUCAUUUGGACCCCCUUGCAACAACAUCAAAUAAACA